This is a messenger RNA of Colletotrichum navitas, 1292 nucleotides long. RefSeq names its product MaoC like domain-containing protein. Gene Ontology annotation, cellular component: peroxisome. The transcript has 3 exons. The record is from RefSeq and is a predicted model, not a curated record. Gene Ontology annotation, biological process: fatty acid beta-oxidation. Gene Ontology annotation, molecular function: enoyl-CoA hydratase activity; (3S)-3-hydroxyacyl-CoA dehydrogenase (NAD+) activity; 17-beta-hydroxysteroid dehydrogenase (NAD+) activity. Bases 277 to 1206 code for a protein of 309 amino acids. NCBI's taxonomy places the organism in Eukaryota, Fungi, Ascomycota, Sordariomycetes, Glomerellales, Glomerellaceae.
GCAUUGGCGGCCGACGUUUCACUGCCACUGGAGCUGACCUGAUAUGUCCGGCUAGGUGGUCGGUUAGUUGGCCACAGCUACGCCGAGGGAAGCUCUGCCAGUUCCCGUUAAAACCGUCGUGACGUCCCCAGUGCUCGGCCGAAGCGCGACACAACUCUCAAUUCUUAAAGUCUGUAAUUCGCCCGUUCUUCUGGUGCCCUUGUUGCUUGAGCCCUCAACUCGAAUCACCUCACUGCCUGUAAACACACGAAAAUACAUAUAUCUCGAGACGCCACGAUGAGCGGCCCCGGUGUCGGAUUUGAAUACCCUAGCCAAGAGGUUUCCUGGCUAAAGCGCGAUGUGCUGCUCUUCGCGAACACCAUCGGUGCUACCAACGACGAGCUACACUUCCUCUAUGAACUCCACCCCAACUUCGCUGUCUUCCCUACAUACCCUCUCAUCCUUACAUUCAAGGGUAACACCCAGGAGGUAAUUGACUUCUACGCUGCCCAAAAGGCUGUCCAGAUUCCCAAUGUCCCCUCGUUCGAUGCCCGCCGCGUCGUCGAUGGCCAGCGCAAGAUCAUCCUUCACAAGCCCGUCCCUACCACCUCGGCCGGCAAGAAGUUUGAGGUCCGAACCAAGGUCCUUGGCGUUUACGACAAGGGCCGCCCCGGGUCAGUCGUUGAGACCCAAAGCGACCUGGUCGAGCUUCCUAGCAACGAAGUCUACGCCAGUGUCAUCACCAGCAGCUUUUACGUCGCCCAGGGCAACUGGGGCGGCCCCAAGGGUCCUGCUACGGAGAACUUCCCUCCCCCCAAAGAUAAGAAGCCCGAUGCCACCUUUGAGCAGCAGACGACCAAGGAGUCGGCACUCCUGUACCGCCUCAACGGAGAUUACAACCCGUUGCAUGCAACCCCAGAGCCGGGCAAGAAAAUGGGAUUCCCUGGAGCCAUCAUGCACGGCUUGUACUCGUGGAACUCAACGGCUCACGGGCUUCUGAAGGCAUUUGGUGGCAGUGACCCUGCCAAAAUCAAGGAGUACCAGGCCCGUUUUGCCAGUCCUGUCAUGCCUGGUGACAAACUGGUGACAGAUGCCUGGAGGACAGGCAAUGUUAAUGAUGGUUGGGAAGAGAUCCGUUUCCAGACCAAGGUUGAGGGUGGUAAGGUUGUGCUCAGCAACGGUCGGGCCUUGAUUAAGGUCGUGGAGUCUCCCAAGUCGAAGCUGUAAAAUUACUCAAAAUCUCAUGUAUUUUCUCGAGUCAACGUAUCCAAGUGUGAAAUGUUUUAAUUUACAAAAGCAAGCUAAGCCUGAAC